This is a messenger RNA of Phycomyces blakesleeanus NRRL 1555(-), 1758 nucleotides long. RefSeq lists its product as hypothetical. The record is from RefSeq and is a predicted model, not a curated record. NCBI's taxonomy places the organism in Eukaryota, Fungi, Mucoromycota, Mucoromycetes, Mucorales, Phycomycetaceae. The coding region runs from base 1 to 1758 and encodes 585 amino acids. The transcript has 11 exons. Gene Ontology annotation, biological process: tRNA 3'-terminal CCA addition. Gene Ontology annotation, molecular function: ATP:3'-cytidine-cytidine-tRNA adenylyltransferase activity; RNA binding.
AUGUCAAUAUAUGUACAGUCUCUGUUACAAAAUUAUAGUUUAUCUGUUGAUAUUAAAAAUCCUUUUAGCCAAGCACACCUCACAAUGGCAUUCUUGUCUCGCCAUUUUCAUUUCACUCUGGCUUUAUUCCAAAGAUCUACCGUUCUGACAACCAACAAACGUCUACACGCCAUGAGUACGGAACAAACCUCCCAGUCUCUGAAACGUCAACAUACAACCAACAAUUAUGGCUAUUCAAAGACAGGUGUACCCAUGAAGAUCGUCUUGGACAACCGCGAACAAAAGAUCUGCGAAUUACUUCAAAACGUCUCACAUUAUCUCGCAAAAGAACGCCCAGAUCUACCCCUGAUUGAAUCUCGCAUUGCAGGUGGAUGGGUUCGAGACAAGUUACUCGGAAAAGAAUGUCAUGACAUUGACGUGGCCGUUAAUUCCAUGAUGGGAUUUGAGUUUGCGCAGUAUGUCAAUAAGUACCUUGAAGCCAACAACUGCCCCACAAGAUCGAUUGCCAAGAUUGACAGUAACCCAGCAAAGUCAAAGCAUCUCGAGACAGCCACCACAAAAUUAUUUGAUCUCGAGAUUGAUUUCUGUAAUUUACGCACAGAAAUUUAUACUGAAGAUAGUAGAAUUCCAGCAAAAACAUUUGGUACACCUCUUGAAGACGCCUAUCGCAGAGAUACCACUAUAAACAGUUUAUUCUACAAUGUCAAUACUUCUUCUGUAGAAGACUUUACAGAAAAGGGAUUGUCUGACCUGACCCAUGGAUUGAUCAGAACACCUUUGUCUCCCUUUGAAACCUUUAGAGACGAUCCUUUGCGUGUACUUCGAUGCAUUAGAUUCGCCAGUCGAUUCGAUUUUGACAUGGUUUCUGAACUGUGUGAGGCAGCAAAACACCAUGAUAUCCGGGAAGCACUAUUGUCCAAGAUCAGUCGGGAAAGAAUUGGAUCCGAACUCGAGAAAAUGAUCACCGGCCCUUCGCCUCUUCACUCUAUCCAAUUGAUCCAAAAUCUUGGUCUCUACAAUGUUGUGUUUUCAUCUCCUCCCACUAUCGUGUCUGGUUCUCCAGAGGAUCCCAAAAUUGCUGUCAAGGCAGUCGGUGCUGUUGAAUGGUUAUCUAAAGGAAAUACUCACAAAGAACAACUCUUAUCAAAAUCAAGUGAUGAACUCAGAACCCUUUAUUUGGGUGCCAGUGUUUUACCCUAUAUUAAAGUCAAGGGAGAAUACAAAAGAAAAAUCAUCCCUGCUGUUCAGAUUGUUUUGCGUGAUUCUUUAAAGACCACAAAUCUAGACAUCACUACCAUAUCAAAUAUUUUUGAAAUCAUCCCUACGCUACGUGAAGCAUCAAACAAAAAUAUCGAUGGUGGAAUCAAACGCUCAGAAUUAGGUGUCAUUAUCCGUAACCUUGGACAUCUUUGGACAACAGCAAUAAAGCUUGCAUUGAUCAAAGAAUUGUUGGAUACCUUUGAAGAAGUACCUUGGGAGAACCCAUCUUCUAUUCAAGAUAAUAUUGGAGAGGAACUUUGCAGCAAGUACAAUGCAUUGAUCUCAAGAGCUUACGAAUACGGAAUUGAGACAUGUUACACCUGGAAACACCGUAUGGAUGGUAAACAAGUAGCAAAACUAUUGGGGAUCAAGCCAGGUCCGGGUAUGUCUAACCUGCUCUUUAAUGAGAUGGUUUGGCAAUUGGACUACCCUAAUGGCACAGACCAAGAGUGUGAAGAUGCUAUCCGUAAAUAUUGGGCAACAGUAUCAAAGGCAUAA